Molecule: messenger RNA, 4228 nt
Organism: Balaenoptera acutorostrata (minke whale)
Lineage: Eukaryota; Metazoa; Chordata; Mammalia; Artiodactyla; Balaenopteridae
Gene: ZNF185
Product: zinc finger protein 185 with LIM domain
Exons: 23
Coding region: 33-1991 (652 amino acids)
Source: RefSeq, a predicted model, not a curated record
UCCACCGAGAAGGGACGUUCAGAGCAAACACCAUGAGUAUCUCAGCUCUCGGAGGAAGCAGCAAAGGGAAGCCUCUCCCACCGGGCGAGGAGGAACGCAAUAAUGUCCUCAAGCAGAUGAAGGUUCGGACCACGCUGAAGGGGGACAAGAGCUGGAUCACCAAGCAGGAUGAAUCAGAGAGCCACACCCUUGAGCUGCCCUCAGGCCGGAGUCAUGCCAUAUCUUUUUCUUCAGCUGGGGGGGUCCCGAAGGCCAGGCCCCCGAGCACGAGGGCUCCCACUGGCUAUAUCAUCCGGGGUGUGUUCACCAAGCCUGUAGACAGCUCGUCUCAGCCCCAGCAGCACUUCCCCAAGGCCAACGGAGCUCCAAAAAGCGCUGCUGGUCUGGGGAAAGCAGCUCCUGCUGGGCCUCCCCGCCCCUCCUCCUCUGGCUACAGGAUGACCACAGAGGAUUACAAGAAGCUGGCACCCUACAACGUCAGGCGCAGCUCAGCGUCAGGGGCUGCUGAAGAGGAGGAGGUGCCCUUCUCUUCUGAUGAGCAGAAACGGAGGUCAGAGGCUGCCAGCAGUGUGGUGAGGAAGACAGCUCCCCGGGAGCACUCCUACGUCCUGUCGGCGGCCAAGAAGAGUGCCAGCAGCCUUGCCCAGGAGACACAGGCCCCGUUCAUCGCAAAGAGGGUUGAGGUGGUGGAUGAGGACGGGCCUUCCAAGAAAAGCCAGGACCCACCUGCUCUGGCACGAUCCCCUCCCAGCUCGAGCAGUGCGGACGGGGGCAGAGCCAAACUGUCUGGGGCGAUUUGGAUGGAGUGCACGCCCAGCCUGCCUAGCCCCGCUGGGACUCGGGAGCCCAGUGCAAGAGGCGAGGAGACUGCCCGCCUGCGGAUCACGACACCCGGGGUGGGACUCUGCCUGGUGGCCCCAGACCUGGAAGAAACGAGGUCUUCCCCAGGCUCCAAAGACAACGAAGCCCCCAACCCCAGAGAGCCCAAGAGAGACUUGACUGGUGAAAGGGCCUUCAAGGGCCUUGAUGCAGACUCUGAAAGAUCAAGUGCACAGUCAAGUGACGGCAACAUAGGAUCCGGACCCACGGGCUCCACACCUGAAGGCUUGGCUGGAGCAGACAUCAGCUCUGGGAGAGGAGGGCUGUCCUCACCUGCUGUCUUUACCCCUCUCCUGGAUGAUCAGGAGGUGCCCAGUGCCAACUCACAGCCUCAUAAGCCUGGACCAGCAGCCACCAGCUCUGGUGCCACUUCUGCCUCUGCCGUCCUGGCUAACAGGAAGAGCAACAGCCCAGCACACCUGGACGACAUGGAGACGGACCCAAAGGGCACCUUGGCUGAUUUUGAGGACGAGAAUGUGGCCACCAAGGUGGGAGACUCGUGGCAGGGGAGGCCUGGAGCCCAGCAAGAUGACCGGGGAGACCCAGCUGCACCCACCCAGAAGCCGGCAGACCCCAGCAGCCCCGAGCAGCAGAGCAGCCCCAGAAAUCCUGAGCAGCACCUGGAAGUGGACAGCCCGGCCAGCGGGACGAGGAACCCCUCAGGCUGUACGGUCACCGUUGCUGUCACUGCCACCUCUGAGCAGCCUCGUGUUUAUGUGCCAGCCUCCCCGAGUGAAUUGGAGUCUAACUCAACCAGCAAAGGGAUUCUCUUUAUGAAGGAGUACGUGAAUGCUCGUGAGGUAUCUUCCGGGAAGCCACUGUCUUCAUUCUACAGCAGCGUCGGCAGCACUGAGGACUCAGGCCACAUGGAGAAGAAACUCCCACGUGACAGCACUCCAUACUCUGAGAGAACAAGUGGAGGGAUCUGUACUUACUGCAACCAGGAGAUCGGAGACUGUCCAAAGAUUACCUUAGAACAUCUUGGCCUUUGCUGCCAUGACUAUUGCUUUAAGUGUGGGAUUUGCAGUAAACCGAUGGGUGAGCUUCUGGAUCAGAUCUUCAUUCACCGUGACACCAUCCACUGUGGGAAAUGCUAUGAGAAGCUCUUCUAGCUCCUCCAGGCUAACAAGAAGCUGAUAACUCCUGGACAAGUUUGACUGUCCCCACUUGCCCCAAGUUGCUGACUCUUCUUCCCUCACUUCCUCUCGCCUCCAUUUGAUUGCUUCAUGUUUUUGCUCUUCCUAAGUUGAACUUGCUUACAUCCAGUAGCAUGUCUUAAUGAUGUUAUGAUAAUUACUUGUGUGUGUAGCUCUUCAUAGCUUAGAAAGCACUUCCCAUCCAUUAUCUUACUUCAGGCUCAAGCAAAGAGGAUUGAACAAUAAUUCCAUUUUGGCUUCCCUCAGACUGGUCAGCUUCCUGAUGAGUUUAGGUGGCCUGGUACAGUAGGCAUGGACAAGAGCGUGGGGUUCAGUGUAUCCUGACUCUAGGGACAGAGAGCAAAUCACAUUCUGGUUCACAGCUCUGAGUGUACCUUUGGAACUUGACAGAAGAAGGAGACCUCCUGAAGCUUCUGAGGGGUUAAAGACUGUUGACGAUCCCUGGUGGGUAAAUUGCAGACAUUGAAUGCUAGGGAUUGACAUAGGCUAAUGUUUAGCUUGUCUAUUUGCCAUAUAUAUUUUUUAAACUUUCCAUAUACUUUUACAACUAGUUAGUGCUUUUGAUUGAGUUAUAUAGCAGAUUUUAAUGACCUCCUACCUACCUACCUUUCAAUAUAGUUGCGUUUUGUCCUGCAGGCAUGUGGACGUAUAUUAGAAAGUUUACAUGUUAGGUUUAAAUUCUAUAGGAUGUGAUUCCUAAGAGGCUACUGACCAAAGGGGCAUCUGUGUCUGAAUCUUGCUAGCUAAUUAAUACCUUUGCCCUCAAUUUCCGAUCCCUAAACUUUACACAGAAAUCCCCUAAAGCAAGUUUUAGGGUCUAUAGACUCCAGCAGGAUUAUGAAGGGAGAAAAUCAGUCAACAUUUCUUGAGGCCUUACUGCAUACCAGGCAUUAUCACAAAGUGGUGGCAUUAAUCCCCAUGCUAAUCUUCUACAGAGGGUAUUCUUCUCCGCAGUUUGCAAAUGAGGGUGUUGAGGCCCAGAGAGGUGGUCAUUGCAUUGUGCAGAACCAUUGCUGUCUCUCUCCAGAGCGCAUGCUCUCUCCAGUGACAGGACAAACAUGAGCAUCGAUUUAAUGCUGAGUAGAUGCCAAGCAAUGUGUGGAGGUGACACCGCCCCCUCAAGCCUCCCCUGAGGCACACUUUUACAAAGAGGGGAAGGUGGGGGAUUGCACUCCUCCUCUGGGCAUCCUGGGUCCCCAUAAAAUACCAGAAGGGCCAAACUGGCCCUCUCACCUCCGUUUUCCAUGAAAACACUUCUGAACUGAAGUACUCUCAGCUGGGAACAGAUUUGACUCCCAGACCUUCCCAAAGAAGAGCUUGUCAACCCAGGAGAAGCUCCAGUAGACUAGCCGAUCUGGGCACGGGGCCCUCAGUGACCUCCCAUUUUCCAGUCCAGACUCUGUCCCAAGCUAGUGGCAACUACUGAGACCCCAGGUACUUGGAACAGGGAUACCUGUUGCCCAGCUGGACAGAUGCAGGCCCGUUCAUGCAGUCAGCUGAUGCUCUGCUCAGGUUCGACUGGGCGCCUCUGCCUUUGGGACCAGCAUCACUGUGUCAGUUCCUCGAAAGGACAACCUGACAGUUUUUCUGAUGAAAGAUGAGGGCCUUUUCUCUUGGUUUAAUUAGAAAAUGCCUCUCCAUCUCUCUCCAGUUUCUGAGCCCUAUGCACAUUGGCUGGUGGACUUGUUCUUCCUGCCAAAUGAUCAGAGAGGAAUGUUCCAUUUAUUUCCAUAGAUGUGCAUCAGCUUUGCUCUGGAGUGGAAAACUGGCCAUGUACUCGUACAAAAUAUGAGCUGGUUUUCCUCAAGACUAGCCCUCAGCCUGGGACUUGGCAGAUGGUAGGGACUGACACAUAGGUGCUGAAUGAAUGAGUGAAAGGGAAAGAAAGGCCGUGCCUUUGGGUGGGAGGUAGCACCCCUGAGUCUUGGCAGGAUAAAGAGGUCCAAGAUAGGCUGGCUUCCCCACCUUCUAGAUACACUCUGCCUUUAAGAGAGUUUCAGAACCAACAUGCAAGAUAUUGACUCCAAUCUGAAAAAAAUCUCUUUCAUGUUUAAAUGGCACAGAAUUCUCCGGACUUAAGGAAGAGGGGUGGUUGCAUUGCACUUUCGCUUCUUUUUAUUUGCCUAGAAUUUUGAAUCAUACUUGCUUAACUCCUUAAUGUACACAACUACAAUAAAUGGUAAGAUACUUCA